CUGAAGGGAAGGACAACAGGAAGUGAAGGUAGCUAACGUAAUGUCUCCGGGUUUGGAUCCAUGAGAAACCGCUGAGACACACAUUGAAAUAUGUGUCGGCUGCAUCAAGACUUUCCUGACUCGUAGCUUCAAUGAUUUCUGCAUUUGAAUGAAAUUGCCGGGACAUAAACUAGCAGCUCUUUGGAUUAUAGAAUCAGACCUGCUACUUUGCUAGCUAUCGUUGGCUACAGGAGUGCUAGUCAAAACAACACAGACUUGUACUUAAGAACUAGACUGACUUUAAUGUAAGCCGGAGGACAUACCCUCUAACAUGGCCAGCGCGGCUCAGUAUGUGGGGGGAGUGGGCCAGGAGGAGCCCCUGGACGUGGGGAGGCCCCAGGGCCAGGCCCUGGAGCCCAGGGGCAGCUUCGGACACAGGGCCGAGGCCAGCGCCCGCAACGGACAGCCCGACGAGGUGGACAAGCUCAAAGCCAAGCUGAUGUCGGCCUUCAACAACGUCAAGUAUGGCUGGCUGGUAAAGUCUAAAACCACGUUCAACAAGUCCUCCGAAGUGACCGUCCUGGGACACACGUAUUUGCUAAACAGUGAAGAUGAGGUGGAGCGUUUCCGGCUGGCCUUCGUGUCCCGCCUGUGGCUGACCUACCGCAGGGAGUUCCCCCUGCUGGACGGCUCCAACUGGACCACCGACUGUGGCUGGGGCUGCAUGCUGCGCAGCGGGCAGAUGCUGCUGGCCCAGGGGCUGCUGGUUCACCUGCUACCCACGGGCUGGGCGUGGCCCGACAGCCAGCAGCUGACCGACGUGGACUUCGAGGUGCUGAGGCCGCGCUCGCCGUCCCGCCCGGGGGGGGUCCCCAUCCCCUCCUGGGGCUCCCGUCCCGGCACCCCCCAGAAGAGCCCGCCGGGGGACCCUGCGUCCAAGCCCGUCCAGAAGGAGAGGCCCGAGUCCGGGAGGGACCGGCAGGCCGAGCUCCUGCACCGGCUGGUGGUGACCUGGUUUGGGGACCAGCCCCUGGCGCCCUUCGGGGUGCACCGACUGGUGGAGCUGGGGAGGAGCUGUGGGAAGAAGGCCGGGGACUGGUACGGCCCCUCAGUGGUGGCACACAUCCUGAGGAAAGCGGUGGCCAGAACUGCAGAGGUGCCCAACCUGACUGUGUACGUUGCACAGGACUGCACAGUGUACAAAGAAGAUGUAGCGUGUUUGUGUGACCCGGUGUCCCAAUCUGACCACGUCACCAGUCCAGGCUGGAAGUCUGUCAUCAUACUGGUCCCAGUACGGCUGGGCGGGGAGUCUCUAAACCCCUCUUACAUCGAGUGUGUGAAGAAACUUCUCAAAUUGGACUGCUGCAUCGGGAUCAUUGGAGGCAAACCCAAACAUUCCCUCUUUUUCAUUGGCUACCAAGAUGAGCAGCUGCUUUAUCUGGACCCUCACUACUGCCAGUCAGUGGUCGACGUGAGGCAAGACCACUUUUCACUUGAGUCCUUCCACUGCAGCUCUCCCAGGAAGAUGCCCUUCAGCAAGAUGGACCCCAGCUGCACCAUAGGCUUCUACGCCAGGAACAAGAACGACUUUGACUCUCUGUGUUCUGCUGUCAGUGAGGCCCUGUCGUCCUCCAAGGAGAAGUACCCCAUCUUCACCUUCGUGGAGGGCCGGGGGCAGGACUACGGCCUGGAGGAGCACAGCACGUCGCACCCCGACCCCCCCACUCACAUCCUGCCCCCGGGGAAGCUGACCCGGAACCACACCCGGGGCAGCGCCGACGAAUUUGUCUUCCUGUGAGACGCACCUCAAGUCGUUUUCGGGGAACGGGGGGGUUGGGUGCAGUCCCAUGUCCCUACCACCAGAGGGCGGAAGAGGGCGCUCUCUCUCUCUCUCUCCAGGGGGAUGGAUUCUGAAUGGGGGGGUUUCUCUGUGCGCAGCUCACAACGGACACGGCGGCGUCCGCCCAGCGCGCUGUCGUCGCUCACCGCGGCAUUCACGUCGGCAUUAAACCAGACCGUCCAGGCCCCUCCGCAACACAAGGCUUGACCUCUCAUCUCCCCGUUUGUGCCGGAAAAAACCCAGACCUCCUAGAUUGUAGAAGCCGGGUAUCGUUUGGUACUUCUUUGCAUCCGACGCAACUGGAAAUGCACUGGGCCAGGACGGGGGGGGGGGGGGGGGGGGAUGUGUGUGUCUAGAGUACGCCGUAGACGCUUGAUGUAGCUCCUGCUGUGAAGGGUUGCCUCUGGGAAGGCUCUGUGCUGUUUGGAUCUGCUGUACUCUGCUGAGUCCUGUGCUUGACAUGGGUUUUUUGGCAUUUCUUUUGGGAGGGGGGUAAGGGGGAUUCAUUUAUAGAUUUUAUAUGGGUGUGGGUGUGUGCACGGGCAUCCGUGUGACGUCAUGUGCCUGCGCUUGUGCUGGGUUCAUGUGGCGCGUCACGCCACGAGUCCCAAACUUGCGGAGUUUCCCCAACAUCCACGCCACCCUGCCAUGUUAGGAUGGUCGUAUGACGGUACGGUAGAUGCUCUACACAUGCAUACUAUAUACCAUGCUAGCAAGGGUGCCGCGACUCAGCAAGUCUCCCUUUCCCAACAUCCUACAUGGCGUCUUAAUGCGCUUGUUUAGAAUGACUGCAACCCUGUCUGCAUUCCUACGUCCUUUGCACCACAACACGUCAUGAGUUGCCAGGUUUACCUUACCCUACCCUUUUAACGUUUAUCUUCCAAGCUUAGCCAUGGCUCCUGUUUCGACUUGCAACACUACUUUGCAACUUCUGUUAAACACUCCCCUUUUUGUGUAAUCAUUUACUCCCAAGGAAUGGGGAAAUUAUCUAUUUGGAGUGCUGACUUUGAAUCCUUUUUAAGAGUAAUACCUUUUUGUACUUCCUUGAAGUACUCGUGUGACUUGAUUGGUUGCAGCUGUGCAGAGUGAGUUAUUGUCGUGUCGAAAUAGAGAUGAGCUUGAAGGAAGGAUUAAUUUUGGGUAUUUUCAAACCAGGGCAUUGUGUGUUUGUAUUGUUGACUUAGACCAUUUUCCCAUGUUUUUUAAAAUUAAGGUUAUUAAGGCGGUUGUCAUCGCCAGUUGCACUACCAUUGAGAAAACUACCUUCAUAGAGCUAAGAAGCUAUUGACAGUCGCAUCUGGCUUGUUUCUGUAAGUCUUUAAACUGAGAUCUGACCCAGCAGAAAAGCUCUGCUGUGUCAAUGUUUCUUCAUUUCAACUCUUCUCCCCUUACCUCCAGGCCACAUACUGUAUGUAUGUAUAUACAUAUAUACGUAUAUAUGUAUAUAUACAAAAGCCUGUAAAACAAAGACCACAUCUCCACCAGUCUUCUCUCUGGCCCCCUGCAAGUCCUCCCUCGAUACCUGAAGCAGAACUACUGAACCACUGAAUGUACCUCCUCCCCCAGACGCUGCAGUGUUCUCGCUGAGGGUGCUGCAUGGGUCGCUCACGACAGGAAACCUGGCUCACCCCUUCAUCUUAUGACGCUGUUCUUUAUCCCCUCCUGUUGUCUUCAUGAGGAGUGAACAGCUGGAGAACUGGUGGGGGGGAUCGAGAACAGGGUCGGUUCCCUCCUAGUUGAGGAUUGUCUCCCUUCUGCGCUUGUUUUGAGGAGUCAUUGAUCUCACACGUGUGACCGGAUCGGUCACAGCCGGGUUGGAGAGGACAGGAUGUGACCCACCUUUCUUAGAUCGACGAAUCGUUACUCUUAAGGAUGGGUGGAAGCAAGGGAUGUGUUUUCAACGGGACCCUAUGAACUCCAUUUGACAAAACAAAAGUUUGUGAGAUAGUUUCCCACUUCUAUUUGUAAAAUGGCAUCAUGCUAUACACUGGAGUGUCAUGUGUGUCUGGGAGGAAAGUUCUGGAAAAGAGCCAAGUGAACAACAAUCAACAUUCAUCACUCCUCCAUGCGUGAUUACCACAAAAACAUAUAUUUAACUUUAAUUUUAAGUGAAGAGUUCUCAUCUCCAGUGUGACAUGUCUGAAGUUUGUCUUACUGCCCCCACAAUAUUCAUGUACAGAAUUUGCAUAAACGGCUGUAAGAAAGGUUAAUAAAGUUUGAUCUGGUUUC
This is a messenger RNA of Hypomesus transpacificus, 4048 nucleotides long. RefSeq names its product cysteine protease ATG4D-like. The record is from RefSeq and is a predicted model, not a curated record. Lineage: Eukaryota; Metazoa; Chordata; Actinopteri; Osmeriformes; Osmeridae. Gene Ontology annotation, molecular function: protein-phosphatidylethanolamide deconjugating activity.